AAGCUAUUAUGUUGCAGGAAAGUGCUUGACUAGCUGACUUGGAUCUUCUCCUAGAUUUUAGAAGAAAUAACCAUCACCAGGUUUGAAUCAGCUAAACCUCUAGGCUUUGCUGGCAGGAAAGAGGCAUAUUAUUUUUGGAGCAUAAAAUGGAUACAGAAGACUUGGGCUCAGGUAAACUAGGCCAAAUAUUGAAGCAGAUUUGGAGACAAAACCAAAUGCUAAAGCAGGCACUCCUGGGUGAUGACCUUUGUGAGGGGCCUGGGGCGGCCACCUGGUUGGCCACAGUGGUCUUUCUGGGUCAGGAACUCAGUGGGGCUCUUCACCAACUGUUGGAGCACACUGCAGGGACCCUGUGUUCCACCUGCCAGCAGCUGUAUGUGCUGCUUGACAAGGAGAACGCAUGUAUCUGGAGGCAAGAAAUUAUUGCUUUCAUAGAAUGCCUCAUGAAAAUGAAGGAGCAUUUGGGGAACACUGCUCUUCUUCUAAAGAAAGAAGAAAAGGAGAUGUGUAAUUUAUGCAGGAUGCAUGAUGAACAUACUCCACAGCGGACAAUGACCACCAUUCAUGACACCAAAGCAACAGACAUUGCUGCAAGAGAGGAACUAAAUGUCAUAGAAACAGCUACUGUUUCUCCCACAAAUGAGGAGGAAAGCCAUUACACAAAUCAGGUUCAGUUAAAAGAAAAUAAAACACAUAUAAAUUCUGAAUUUGUGGAAAGAGAAAACAAUGUGUCAUUGAAUGGAAAUGUUACAGGGCAAGAAACGUCACAGAACACCAUGUUCCCAGAUAAUGCAGAAAAUGAAGAUGAUAAACAAAUAGGACACGUGACUGCUGAGAACAUAAAUGGCAACAAGAAGGAGAUUCAUGACAUAAUCCAGAUAACAAAAAGAGAAAUUCAAGGGACUUCAGAAAGCCAAAGAGAAGAGAUUACCACAUCCUCAACAACACGGGAUAUCUCCAGUAAACUUGUGAAUAAUCUUCCCAGUGACUCAGACAGUCUAAAGCAAAAGAGUAGCAUAAUGGAAAAGGAGUAUCUAAUGCUGAGCGAGGAGUCUGACCCCCAAGUGUCUUGCUACAUUACCGCACCAUCACGUGUCCUACAGCAGCUGGAGUGCCGGAUAGUUAACAGCAUGAGUUGCUUAAUAGUGAGUGAUAAUGAAGAGCUGGUUAGCAAUGUCAUCUCCAUUGAAUGCUCAGAUAAGGAAGAGAGAAUUCCAUUUCCAAUAUGCAUUGCAAUUCCAUUUACUGCACGUUACAGGGGAAAUUACAGAGACAUCAUGGUGAAAGUGUCUGACAUAAACCUUCAGUCAAGUUACCUAACCCCAAAUUCUCUAGAAGGAAUGAGAGGAAGUUACAAGGGAACCUGCGCGGCCGUGAAAGCUUACAAGUUGGGUAUAUUUUCAGUUGUGUCUUGUUUAAAGAGAGAGUCCUUUACAGUAACCAAAAACGGCCUCACUGUGAAGUCAUGCGUGGAUUCCCGAAUAUCCUUGAGUUACCCCCCAGGAGUUUUCAGCUCAUCGGUGCUGGUACAAUUAAAGAUCCAACCAGUGGACCCAUCUCUGAUUGCAUAUUUAAAAGCACAGCAAGAAGCUUCCUACUCAGUACUGUCCACAAGUCCUCUGAUUCAUGUUCAGCACCCAUCAACACAUCCUUUCCAGAAGCCCGUUACUGUAUUCCUACCUUGUUUUCCACACCAAGAUAAGAAGAAUCUUGUGUCGGAAAAAGAUCAUAAAAGAGCAAUUACUGCCACAACAAACAGGAUCACACCUCUAUAUGUCUACCGGACAAAAAGUGCUUCCACAAGAAAACUUGGGAACAAUACCUGUGAAUCUUUGAAAUUACUGGGAUACAGAAGCCAAGACACUGGUUGGUUUGGGCUUGAUGAUGUUGUGGUGAGAACCAUCCAGAGUGGCUUGAUAUCAUUUGAAUUGCAUGAACAUUUAGAGAGGUUCAUUGUACUUCACCUCUCUUCCACUGUGGACAAGAGCCAUUUGGUUUCUUUUGUAAAGUCUUUGGAGAAUGCCUUGCUCAGCACCACUGCUUGCGUAGUUUUGUCGCACCAGAAGGACAAUCCACACAGAGUGGUUGUUUUAGUGGUGCCUUCUAAAGAUUUAAACCAGACACUUAAGGACUUGCUCUUAGAAGGAUUUGGAGGACUUCCAGAGUCAUCUCGUCAUUUCCAAGUAAGAGAAGGAGAACAACUGCUUUUAAGGUUUACUGGAAACAUAUUUGGUUCAAGCAAUGGGAAGGAUUAUGGAAAAGAAUAUCAACUUAUUUUUCACUUGCAAAGAAAACCGAGGCUGGAACUCCAAAUCAAAGAGGUGGAUGAAUUUGGAAACUACAGCUGUCCUCAUUAUAAGGGAACCAUUGUAUUUUAUAAAGUACCUAAGGAAAAGAUAGUUCCCAACCUGGACCAAUCUCUCAUACUUAAUGAAAAUCAUUAUGAGUUGCCAAUUUGCAAAUUACCGUUGAAAUUGCCAAAGCAUGAAAAAUUAAUCAACCGUCCACAGAGUACCAAGAGAAUUUCUAAAGAUCCUCUAGAAGCCCUUUGGGAUAACUUGUUCCACUGGCUGGCAGAGGAACUCUCAGAAGAAAAUGCUGAGGUCCUUACCUCGUCCCUCCCUCUGCGCCGCAGCACCAUUCAGCUCAUCAAACUCAAGCACCCUGAUGACCUCACGGAGCAGAUCCAUGAACUUCUUUGCUUCUGGAAGAAAUCUCUCCCAACUUCCACUGACAAAGUUCGCCUCCUGGCUCGUCACCUUCGCAAGAUGGGCAGGAGUGAUCUUGCAGGAGAGUUCAAGUUCAAGUGGGAAAAUAAAGUGUUCACUGAACCCCAACAGUGGUUUGAUAUGGAACCUGAGUAAGAGCUGGUGACUCAUCCUUUUGCCCUAGAAAAAGCCUCAUGGUUUAAAGACUGUUUCUGUCAAGGUUUACUGAGAAUUUUUCAAGUGACGUUGUUUGAAGGGGGUUUGUUUGAUAGACAUGUAACUGAGAAAUCAAUUGAAACAAUGGAGAAAUGUUAAUGACAAUAAGACAUUCCUGGUUCUGCGGGCUUCUUCACUGUGAGUGACAUGUUUUCUGCAACUCUGAAAGUCUUGGGUUUGGUCAAACUUCAUCGCAUUUGCAAUAGAGUUGGUCCUAUUUACAUUUUAAUAGCCAAGGCUGCUUGCUAUGUACGCACGAAAGAUAUGACUACAAAAUCACUUUUUAAAAAUUGUUAUCUAUGUAAAAUUAAAUGUGUUUCCCAUGACUCCAAGCAACCAAACCAAGUUACAGAGAUACCUUGGGACCCACAGGUAACAAUACAAAAUAAAUGGGGCUGAUGUUAGUAAUAGCAAGUUACUUUUAGAAAAAAGAAAAACUUGUAAUAAAUUAAAAAUAGAAAAAUUCUUUAGCUUCUGACUGCCACAGCUUCUCUUAAAAAAAAAUGUAGCUUAGAAUCGGGAAAUAUUCUUAUUUUAUUAUUAGUGAAAUGAAGCAGUGCAGAAAAAAUGAAUUGUAAAUAAAAGAAUCCAGGGCCUCUUUUACCUACUUAAAAAACAAAGUCUCAUAGGCAGAUACACACCUGCACACAUCUUCACACACAUAGACACAUUUAUUUCCCAGAAUUAAUAAUUUACACAUAUUAUUGUAACAGAAAGACAAAACAAAGUAUCAAAAGAAAAAAAAAGUGAUCUUCUCUUCAGUGUCUCGUAUGUUUAGGUAAUCCUGGAUUCAGUCUGAUGUGGUGACAUGUGCUGUUUUCCUGUGUUGGGAAACUACCCCUGAACGCCCUCACAGCCAUACCCCGCCCCUCCCCAUCCUGUGCACCUGAUCUGUCCCGUGGGCUGAUGUGUAUGGAUCACAUCAGUGAUGAUGCUCCAGGCUUCUCAUUGGGUUUGGCUAAUGGAGAGCUGUAGCAGGAGAAUGAUGGCCAGACUGUGUCCCUCAUCCCACAGUCCCUACUUCUCUGGAAGAGGCCCCUACAGGCCACUCUCUCCUGGGUCCUGGUAACUGGUUUUCUUCUUACCUCUUUAGUUGUAGGUGUAGCCCAGCUGUCGUCUUGCUCAGGAUAACUGGGUGCUCCCUGUGGUUCCGUUGUGUCCUCUCUUUCCCUUUUAAAAUAAACUUUCCUUUGAUUUUCUAGUGUCA
Ictidomys tridecemlineatus (thirteen-lined ground squirrel) is the source of this 4131-nucleotide messenger RNA. RefSeq names its product death domain containing 1 (gene Dthd1). Gene Ontology annotation, molecular function: protein binding. The record is from RefSeq and is a predicted model, not a curated record. NCBI's taxonomy places the organism in Eukaryota, Metazoa, Chordata, Mammalia, Rodentia, Sciuridae. Gene Ontology annotation, biological process: signal transduction.